CAUUUUCCUUCGAGAAAGGUGGAUACGCCGGCAGAAAGUUCAGAGAGCGCAGAAGGGUCUCGAGGCUCGGGUUCAACCACCGAAACCUAUCGUCUCUUUUCAACAUCGGGGCGAGUGGAACAAUUAUGUCUGACCAGCUGCCUUUUCCAAACACAUCGCGAUACGCCAUAUUGCCUGUGCCUUGACCUCCCUCAGGCUUUUGUCGGCUUUGCCGCCCCGUGCCUUCCGCUGUCGCCCAUUUUGCCACCACCACACCCCACGGCGGAUUUCUUCUCGCGGCUCAGCAAGCAACCUAAGUCGGCCACGAUGACCACACUAACAUCUGUUGCGCGGAUUUCGUCUGCGCCUACCGCUACCUCCUCUCCGAUAAGACCGAUUCUGCGAAAGCCCACGUCCGUGCUCGGCACGCGAUCACGGUCCGACGAUUCCGACGGAGCGGAGGAGGACGAGCCUCCGACCAAGAAGCAGAAGAAAACAGUGGUCUUCAAUGAAGACCUGAACAUGGUCAAGGAAAUUAGCAGCAAGAGCUUGGAGGACGCGAAACGGGAGGUGAGGCAGGCCGUGGAGGGACACAGUCGUGGUGACGACGAGGACUACGACAACCUGAAGGAGAUCUUCUCGCCCAGUCCGAAGCGGCUCACACCAGACGACGAAGAAGAGGAGGCUACGAAGCCACAGGACCUGGUCGUCUACGUAGUGGCGCUAACCGGCUACGCACAUCUCCUCGGGCGUUCAUGUUCCGGCCUACUUCGGAGUGUCCUCCGGUGUGCAUGGCUGGAGCGUGAUGAGUACUUUGCAAAGGCAUACAUCCAGCUGCUGGCGGCGCUUUCGUCUGUACAAGGCUCGUUUCUCACUCAGGUCCUCACCAUGAUGGUCGAUAGGUUUACCGAAACACGGCACGUCUCCAGUGUUCCGGGCUUCGAACCUGUCGAUCCCGAGACGAAGAAGACAUGGCUCCAUGUCGGGCUGAAAUAUCUCCUCGAGCUGUUCCCGGCUGGCCAACACAUCACAUUGAAGUUGAUCACUGACAAGUUUCCGUACACGGAGGCAUCGAAGGCAACGCACAUGGAAUACAUCGACCAUCUCCUCCGUCUGAAAGCGGCGAGACCGGAGCUCGAAAGAGAUAUCAUGGAGCUGAUCCUCGCUCGGCUGGUCAAGCUCGAUGUCGAGAUGACGCUCGAUCUGGAAAACGACGAUGAUGAGACGACGCGGGCCGUGCUCCGGCAGCUCCACGCGUCCGACGUUAAGAACGAGGACGAAGACGAUGAGAGUGAUGCCGAUUCCGUGCUCAGCGAGGAAGACGACCUGCCCGAGCAAGCCAAACGCGUGCUCACAAUCAAGAGCAAGCUGGAGACCAUGGACGCUAUCCUGGAUCUGCUUUUUUCCAUAUACACCCCGGUGUUUGAGGAUCCCGACAGUCCAGAGGCCCUGGAAGCGUUUCAGGACAUGUUGAGUGACUUUUGCAACGUCAUCCUCCCGAACCUCAAAUCUCGCCACACUCAGUAUCUUCUCUUUAAAUUUGCCAUGAAGUCUAAUCAACUCAUGGAGAUGUUCAUCGGGACCUUGUUCAAUAUCGCAUUUGAGUCGAAUCGGCAACCAGUCAUUAGGCAGGCUGCAGUUGCUUACCUGGCAAGCUUCACUGCGCGCGGGGCCAGGGUACAGAGCGAGCAAGUGCAGAUGAUCACCAAGACUUUCCUCGACCACCUCGACCUCUAUCGCGCCACGCACACCAGCUGCCGGGGCCCAGAUGUGAGGCGGUACAGCCAGUAUUAUGCGUACUUUCAAGGACUGCUCUAUAUCUUCUGUUUUCGCUGGCGAGACCUGAUCGAUCGUGACCGGGCUCCUCCAAGCCUCGACUGGGACGACCCCGCCUCGUUCAUUGGGCAGGAUCUACCCUGGAUGGCCGGGCUGAAGUCGAGACUGCAGGCGAACAUAGCCAGCAAGCUUAAUCCCCUUAAAUGCUGCUCACCUGUGAUCGUCGACGAAUUCGCCCAGUUAUCUCACCAUCUCCGGCUCCUCUACAUCUACCCCCAAAUCGAGAAGAACAAGUCUGUCCACCUGUCGCAGUUCUUCACAGGCAGCUACGCCACGGGCGGCGCGCUCCGCGACACUGGCGUGGACUUUGACGACGAGAAGUGGACGCACCUCGAGGCUUGCUUCCCGUUUGAUCCUUUCCAGCUGCCGAUCGCUAAGCGCUGGCUGGAUCUGCAGAACAGCUAUGUCACAUGGCAGCCGAUGGCGGUGCUGGAUCGAGACGGUGGUGGCGUCGAGGAAGGAGACGAGGAUGAGGAUGAGAGCGAGGUCGAUGCUGACGAUAGCGAGGAGGAUGAUGGUGAUGACGACUACGGGGAGGCGGCGAAAGUGAGUUUCCGGGAGGAUACCGCUACGGAUGAUGAGGGCGGGGAGAGCUAUGAUUGAUGUCGCAGAUUUUGAGGGGGAUCUCUAUUCCGAUAUGCUUGUGGUGGUGGGAUCUGGUAGCCUCGCAGGGCUAUGGCUUUCCAAAAGUUAACUAUGGGCAAGGUUGGGAAAAGGGGUAACGGCGUUUUGUGCGGUCUUCAAGGCGAGCAUGGCUGCGGCGUUUUGUCUUUUCCGAAGCAUGUAGCGAGGGGCCGGAAAAAUAAGUACGUAGGAAGGAAUGGUGUCGCAAUUGAGCACAGAUGUCAG
Chaetomium strumarium is the source of this 2664-nucleotide messenger RNA. Its product is annotated as RNA polymerase I-specific transcription initiation factor RRN3. Gene Ontology annotation, cellular component: nucleus. The transcript has 7 exons. The record is from RefSeq and is a predicted model, not a curated record. Gene Ontology annotation, biological process: transcription initiation at RNA polymerase I promoter. Lineage: Eukaryota; Fungi; Ascomycota; Sordariomycetes; Sordariales; Chaetomiaceae. The coding region runs from base 307 to 2418 and encodes 703 amino acids. Gene Ontology annotation, molecular function: RNA polymerase I general transcription initiation factor activity; RNA polymerase I core binding.